AUGGACCUUUUGGGGAAGAAGUUUGAGCGUCUGAACACCGUCCUGCUGACGGAUCUGAACGUCCAGACCUCAGAAGAUCAGCUGGACAUUUUCAUUGAGAAUUUGAAGAAAGCUGGUAUCACCCUGCAGUUCUUGGUCACAUAUUUUGUAUUAAAGAUGAAUAGUUUUAUUGUAUGUGUGCAGCAUGCAGCAGUGGCGCUGUCCGCUCUGAUUCGUGACCUCGACAGUCUAAAGAUGGCAGUGAUUGUGAGUUAUGCUUACGAUCGUCGCAGCAACCCUCAAGUGGGCUCCGCUUUUCCCUGCAUAAAGGAGAAAUAUGAAUGUCUGCUGUACGUGCAGUUGCCGUUUAUGGAGGAUCUCCGACAGUUCACUUUCCCAGUGUUGGACAACAACAAGAAGUUCACGCCUUCAGAGUCUCGGCUGUCAGCUGUCAUGAUGCUGGUGGAAAAAGAUGAUGAUGGAGAGAGCGUGGACGUCUUCAAAAUCAACCACAUUCCAAACCCACAGUUCCAGAGACUUUUCCAGUGCUUGCAUCACUGCGGUGUGAAUCCUGACGAUCCCCUGCCGCGUGUAGAACUGAAGAGGGAUCUAGAGCGGCCCCAGGACGUGUCGGCCCGCUGCCAGGCCCCUCUGCAGGACGUCAAGACCAAGUUCCCUCUGAAAGUGGUGGUGAAAAAGAGGGAGCAGAAGACAAGCACAGACGUGUUCGGCAGCAGGGUCACAUAUUUGCACAGCUGGUUUUCUGUUCUCAAGUUUAACCUGGCCGAGAUUACGGAGGGAAACUUCACAUCGGUUGGCAACGUCAAUCCAGUCAGAGAUUUCUGCAGACAGACCGUUUCUUUCGAUCAGGCAUGCCAGCAGCUGACCUACAGGAUUGAGCAGUUGCUCGGCAACAGGAGCCCUGAGUACUACAUGAAGAGCAUCGCCUGUAUCCAGGCCUUCAGGGAUCAGUCCGUAUCGAGCGUAAACGCAGAGCUGCUCAACAGCUACAUGCAGUCCCUGAAGAAGAGCGUUGCUGACAGGAAUCUUCAGGAGUUCUGGGAUCUGCUCGUCCAAGAUGCUCUGACACUGAUAAGCAAGGAUGAAGUGGACGGAAGCACCAUUUCUAAACAAGAUGCAAACCAGUUCCUGGCGUUUGAGCAGAAAGAGAAAGUGCAAGCGGCUCCAGCGCAGGACGACACUGGAGAUGUGGACGAUCUGCUGGACAUGAUGUAAAGCGGAUGUCUUCAACACCUGCGUCCAUCCACCUCAUGCAACUCCGUUUCUUGUGUUUAAUUAUG
Sinocyclocheilus grahami is the source of this 1280-nucleotide messenger RNA. RefSeq names its product X-ray repair cross-complementing protein 5. Gene Ontology annotation, molecular function: DNA helicase activity; telomeric repeat DNA binding; double-stranded DNA binding. Gene Ontology annotation, biological process: double-strand break repair via nonhomologous end joining; telomere maintenance. NCBI's taxonomy places the organism in Eukaryota, Metazoa, Chordata, Actinopteri, Cypriniformes, Cyprinidae. The record is from RefSeq and is a predicted model, not a curated record. Gene Ontology annotation, cellular component: Ku70:Ku80 complex.